AUGGUUAUGAUUGCCAAUAAAAAGACUCAGGAUAAAAUGACAGAAGAUCUCGAACUAUUCCUCGGAGAUAAUAGUAUAUUAUUUGUUCAAUGGCUAUUUGAAUAUAUGGAGAAUGAAUCAAAAGGGCAAAUAACCAAACCUAAGGAUGAAAAGAAAGAUCCAAAAUCAAAGCAAGCAGUUGAGGAAGAAGCUGUCAUUUCUAUCCAACCUGAACCAGCAGAUUUUGAGGAGAUUGGAGUUAAACGUGUUGACCCUGUAACUAAUGUGUCGUCGUCUAUAAAAGCGACUGUAGGAUUUACAAAAGGCAACAAAAGAAAGCUUUCUGAAAACAAUCAUCACGCGUCUAGUGCUACUACCGUAAAGAAAUUUGAUCACAAUAAAGAACCUUCGUUAAGUCCUUCUAUUAAAAAAGUUCGAAGGGAAAGAGAUGUAACAACUGAUAAACAACGCCCAAAAUCAAGUGUUCUUAAAGUGAUCAGGCCUAGACCUCAAAUUCCUUCUAGCAAGCAGGCUUCUAGAAAGUUACUAAGUCGAGCAGUUAAAGAUGCCUUCCAUUCACUCUCCCAUAAUGAAUCUGAUAUUCAAAUGAGUCGUGAGAAACCGCCUGUGAACAAGGAAAUUAUUCAGGAAGAAUUAAGUGAAGAAGAGCAACAUCGUCAGUUAGUCAAAAAAUACGAUGAAAUGCGUGAGAAGCGCGAUAGAGAAGAAAGCUUGAAAUUAUUUCCGAAUUUGAAUGUUAAUCCUGUCGAAAAUAGAAAUAUUGAUUUAAGAAAUGUCGUACAAUCAUUGCGUAAAGAUAAAAUUCAACAUUCUAUCAAUAGUUCUGAUUUAGAAGGCAAUCCGACCAUUUCGAUAUCUCCCUCUAGGAGUGUAACAGCUAUUAAUAACAGAAAUGACAAAUCUGUAUUUGAAAAACCUGCUUUAGAUGAUCGUAAAGUUAGUCCUGUAGACGUAAACCCUAACAAUUCAGUUAUACGAAGAAGUGUACGGGAGAGGCUGGGUUUUUCCUCAAAUAAGAAUGUUAAAGAUACUGACGUUUCUAGUAAUAAAAGUAUAUUUGAAAGACUUGGAAAAGUAGUAGGAGAAGCUGAAGAUGUGAACGAUAAUGAAAACUCGGAUAAAGGUGAGCUACAGAGCGAUGUAGAUUCUGGCCAAUUUGUAAAAACAUGGAUCAAUGCGAUUAUUUACAUCCAACAAUUCCUUGCAGGUUUAUGCUAG
This is a messenger RNA of Trichoplax adhaerens, 1218 nucleotides long. RefSeq lists its product as uncharacterized. The record is from RefSeq and is a predicted model, not a curated record. The transcript is spliced from 8 exons. The coding region runs from base 1 to 1218 and encodes 405 amino acids. NCBI's taxonomy places the organism in Eukaryota, Metazoa, Placozoa, Uniplacotomia, Trichoplacea, Trichoplacidae.